Molecule: messenger RNA, 2406 nt
Organism: Sipha flava (yellow sugarcane aphid)
Lineage: Eukaryota; Metazoa; Arthropoda; Insecta; Hemiptera; Aphididae
Exons: 5
Coding region: 72-2045 (657 amino acids)
Cellular component (GO): membrane
Molecular function (GO): ligand-gated monoatomic ion channel activity
Source: RefSeq, a predicted model, not a curated record
UCAAGUUGCUGUGCGGUUUUAACGGUGUUACUAUCCCGAUCACUUUGGUUAUUAUACAAUCUUUACAGCUGAUGUUUUUCGCGGCCAACGGUGUCGUCGGGCGUCUGGGACCGAUGCGAGUCAUCGGUGGCGACGAUAGAUUGCGGACCGACACGACGAAAACGGACACGGUGGUGGGCAUAAUAUUGGCCCUGGAGCAAAGCGCGACGUGGUUGGCCGAAGGGGUAAUGAUAGUGGCCACCGGCGGCGUGUGGUCAGACGACGACGAUCCGCCGCGCCGCCUGUUGCGUGCGUUGCAGUCCAAUGGCCCAGAGCAGCCCGUGUACAUGGUGGACAUAGCCCACCUUUUGGCUAACGUCCACCACGGAACAGUCACCGCGGACGUUGUGGACGCCACCGGUCGCUGGUUACCGGCCGUUUGUGCGCGGCCGGUCAGCUCCCCGAUAGAUACCACGUCUUUGUUGCCACCGCGGUCACGCUACGUCGUCCUGUUCCGGGAUGGUGUGGGCCCGUGGCCCACACAUGAUUCGUUCAACGAACUGAUCAGCCUAAACCGCACGUUCUGGGACACGGACGUCUACUACGUGAUCGUAGUUCGCCAGUUCGACCCGGCCAUUCGAAAUAUUGUAUACACCGCGUGGCGCGAUCUGUCCAUCUACAAGGUGAUCGUGGUGACACCAACCGCGAUCAAACUUCUCGACCCGUUCAUUCGCGACACGAUCGAAGGUCAGUUCACGAGCAUACCGUUGUGGUCGCUGAAACGAAUACCGGAAAUGCUAGAGUCGCGGAUCAAAAACCUUCACCGGUUACCGUUCCGAAUCGUCAUCAACAAACGAAUACCAACGGUGAUCCCGAUGGAAGGUGGCGUUUACCUGGGGCAAGACGGAGCGUUCGCUGACGUCCUGGCCGCCAAAAUGAAUGCUACUCCGGUUUACAUUUCCGAUCCGUCGCCCAACGGUAGGAUCACUUACGGAUACAAGCGAAGGAACAACACGACUCACGGGACAUUUGCCGGCGUGGUCGAUGGCUUUGCCGACAUUUCGGUCAACGGCCAUUUUCUGAAAGACUACAACUGUUACUCGGCCGAGCUCACGAGACACAUAACGAGUGAUAAGGUGUGUUUGCUUUCACCCAAAGCUGGUGUAAUUCCACCAAUGAUGACCGUGUUGAUGAGUUUCCAAAGAGAAGUUUGGAUGAUGACGGCAAUCACGUGCAUAAUAGUUACUGUCAUAUACUACGUGGCCACAGCGAUCGACUCACGGCAGCCGAGACCUACGGGGUGCAACUUAGGACUGGAAAUAUACCGUAUGUUUAUCGGAGCACCCACGGAUAAGAUUUUCGCUUACUCUAGUCAGAGGAUAUUGACCGCGUUUUGUUUGAUUUUUACACUUGUCAUUCUAAAUGCUUUUCAGGGUUCUCUAGUAACGUUUUUAAGCACUCCGAUGCACUAUCCCGACAUCAACACUUUUAAGGAUCUAGAAGAGUCAGAACUGCCCAUUCGCACAUCCAGUAUCAGUUUCAAAGAAAUACUGAUCAGUGAUCCAAACUUAAAAGCUUUAGCUAACCGAGUCGAGAAAUGGGCCAAUGAAAUUGAUAUUUAUAAUUCGGAUGGACGUUUCGCUGGCUUUGAGCGGGUAAACGUCUUCAACUUAGAACAUUUUAAAGACGUUUUAUUUGUUGCCAACGAGAACAACACGCGUGUGCUACACACAAUGAACGAAUGCCUGAUGUCCUAUUUCAUAUCAUAUGUGGUUAACAGAGAUUCCCCGUACAAAAGGAGAAUCAACAUCCUACUGUCAUGGAUAGAUCAGGCUGGACUAGUUCUUAAGUGGAACAGUGAUGUUUCCAAGUACAUAUUUGAUAAAUACAAACCAAUCAAUCCCAAGGAUUAUGACACAUCUAAGGUUUUUUCUGUCAGAGAUCUCGAAAUAGCAUUCAUUGUUCUAUCGUUCGGAAUUAUCUUGAGCACUACUGUAUUCCUCAUUGAGAUAUGUACGUACAAACAUUUUAAACAGUCUAUACCACAUUUUCCAUUUUUACAAUAAUAUAUAUAAUUUUAAUCAAUAUGCAAAUUAAUAUUUUCUAUUGUGGUACUGUUAAUUGGAACAAUAACGUAGAUUUGUUUUUGGUAGGUUAAAAUUCGUGUUUAAGCGUGUAAUUCUUGUUUAGCUGAUAAUACGUAAUUUAUGCAUAGAUGCAAAUAAUAUAUAAUAGUCAACAGUGUGACGAUUUCAUGGCAAUUUAGUUUUUUUAAUCUAUACCUAAAUUUUAUAAGUAGCAAGUUUGUUAUUGCAAUUAUUUAAAACAAAAUGUUAAUACCGUUAAUACCGAGAAUGUAUAAUUACCUAUAAUUUAUUUGAAAAAAUCUUGAACCUAUGGAAGGAUUAACCUUGAUUAUCACAUUAU